AUGAUUCGUCCUGGUGCUGAUGUUACAGUAACUGUUCGAACUGUGUCUUUAGCUAAAAGCACAAUAUGCUUAGGUCUUAAGGCGACCAAACGCUCAAUCAUUGAUGCUGGUGGUAAAGAAGAUAACCUCAACGUUGUUAUCGCGGAUAUCACCGAUGCCUUAGGAAGAGAGAAUAUUAUCACAAGCACAAUUCAAAAAUGGGGCAAAAUUGACAUUUUGGUAAAUAAUGCUGGUGGAUUAUUGCGUGAUGAGCAUGGUUCUGGUGGAAUUAGUGCUGAUGCGGAGGUGCUGAAAAAGACAAUGGAUCUGAAUGUUUACAGGUGUUGA
Messenger RNA from Strongylus vulgaris, 327 nucleotides. The record is from the annotation of a GenBank genome assembly. NCBI's taxonomy places the organism in Eukaryota, Metazoa, Nematoda, Chromadorea, Rhabditida, Strongylidae.